Symbiodinium sp. CCMP2456 is the source of this 705-nucleotide messenger RNA. NCBI's taxonomy places the organism in Eukaryota, Dinophyceae, Suessiales, Symbiodiniaceae. The record is from the annotation of a GenBank genome assembly.
AUGCUCUACAAGAUCGCUUCUGCUGGUCGGGCCAAGACUAAUGUAUGCCGAAACCUGCAUCGGCUGAUACACAGGGAAGGGGUGACCCUUCCCCUCGAAAUUAGUUUAGUGCAGGUUCCCGUCCGAAAGAGAAGGCCAUGUGUGAAGAAAGUCAUGGUCUGGUAUCCGUGCAUCUACCCCAGCACCUGGAUGUCCUAUAUGCUGGAGAACCAAAGCUAUUUGGUUCUUGGGGGAGUGGAUAUUCAGGAACCCAGCAAGUGGCAGGGUAUUCUGAAUGACUUCUGGCAACAAUACUUACUGUACGACGAGCAGCACACCUAUACGACUCGAUUUCUGUUCACCGUGGUGCCAAGUGAACUAUACUGGAAAGAUGCAACCCUCGACGGAUUGAACCGGUUGCAGCUGGUGCAGAUUGAUAUUGUGGCUCCAGCCUUGGAUCAAGCUAAGGUGAUGUCAUUGAAGACAGGCGAAGAGCAAGUCUCCGAUCCUGAAAGUGCCUGGGCUUUCAGAUGUGGCAAAGAUUUCGUUUCAAGUGGGCUGGUGCUGCUGUGCAAACUGGAGUUGGUCCCUGGUCGUGGCCUGCCGACUCGUCUAGCUGAUGCCUACUCUGACUUUGUGCAAUGGUGCAGCCGACAUGGAAAAUCCACUAGCAUACGGGGCUUCUCCAAAGCUGGCUUUAAAAUGGGGUACCCUGAAAGCAUCUAA